AUGGCCCUGCGCGCGCCUUUUUUGGGCUGGUGCUUCAACAUGGCAUUCAGCACGACUGGACACAAAUCCACGGGGCUGCACAAAGCAGCGAGGAGGGGCAACGAGGAGGAGGUGCUGUGCCUUUUGCAGCAGGGUGCCGACGUGACUGCACGGGAUGCGGAGGGGAGGACACCACUGCACCUAGCUGUCAUGCGGGGCCACCUAGGAAUCAUAUCCCUACUGCUGGACCAUGGGGGCCCAGCUGUGUUGCUGUCCAGGGACAUCCUCAGCUGCACGCCUGUGCACUUGGCUGCAGUUCAGAAUCAAGUGAGGCUUAUAUCCAUGCUUAUCGAUGCACUGCUCAAAGACACCACGGGGUGCACACCACUGCACGAAGUUGCAAGGCGCGGCUGCAUGCAGGACUUCAUGGGCUUCCUGCACCUUGGCUGGGACUUGGCCACCUCUGAUGGCUGCAACCACAAUGCCCUGCAGCUGAGUCAAGAAGAUGCAGCCAGCACACCCAGUCUGGCGGCAGUGCAGCAAAUUUUGGGGUGGUCAGUGCUGCACCUGGCGGCUGUGGAGGGUCGGGUGCCACACAUUGAGAAUUUGGUGAUGAAGUUUAAUUGCGAUGUGCACUGCCAAAGUGCAAAUUCUUGGACACCGUUGCACUAUGCUGCAGCAUAUAACCAGGUUGCAUCCAUUGAGGCUCUGGUGCGAUUAGGCGCCAAGGUGGACGUUCGGGACUCUGUUGGAUCGACACCCCUGCACGUUGCCUGUGGAGAGGGUCACAUGGAGGCCGUUUUGAAAUUGAUAGAGUUGGGAUGUGACCCUGCUGUCAAGGACCGCGACGGCUGCACACCGCUUUAUUGUGCAGCGGCCUGGAACAGGAUAGAUGUGGUGAGGGAGCUGCACAGGCUGGGCUGUCCAUCUUGGGCGCAGAGUGAGGAGGGCCGGACGGCAGUGCAUGUGGCGGCUGAACAGGGAUGGGUGGAUUUGUUGGAGGUGCUUGUGAAGGAGCUGGACAGCAUAGUGGACAGCAGGGACACAUACCAAUUCACCCCUCUGCAUUCAGCUGCCAAUUGGGGCUGGGUGGGGGCGAUCCAAAAGCUGGUCGAGCUGAAACACAGUGUCGAUGUGAGAGACUACCUUGGUCGGACGCCUUUGCACUAUGCUGCCCUGCACGGGAGGGCUGCGGCGAUUGAGGAGCUUGUACAGCUGGGCGCCUCACUGCAUGAGAAGGACACAAGGGGGGGCUACACGCCCCUUCACUUGGCGGCUGAUGCUGGCCAGUGCGAGGCAGUGGCCAAGCUCGUGGAGCUGGGUGCAGACACAGAAGCCAAAACGGCAAAAGGAUGGACAUGCCUGCAACUUGCCACAAUGAAGGGCCCUGCCAAUGUUGAUGUCUUGGGACUGUUGGUGGAGUUGAAGGCUGACGUUAAGGCUGUAACGGAAAACAAGAAUCUGGAGACACCUCUGCACAUCGCGGCCAGGGCAGGGAGGCUGGACAUUGUGCAGAAGCUCAUCAACUGUGGUGUCGGUGUUUGUGCCCGCACCAAAGAUGGUAGCACCCCGCUUCACUAUGCGGCAGCCUUUGGACAGUCCCAGGUCCUUGAGACUCUAGUCAAGGGUGGCUGUGACAUACACAGUCGUGACAAUGCCCAGAAUUCCCCGCUCCACUUGGCUGCUGGCUGCGGCUUUUUGGAUGCUGUGGUCAAGCUGGUGGAGCUCGGGGGAGACCUCAACUGCAGGGACAUGUCUGACUGCACCCCACUACAGAACACAGCACAUGGGACGUACUCGGCGCUGGCGGCAGUACCACCUGGCAUGGCGGAUGGCACCACUGCAAAGGGGCUGAACUCCCAGCUUGGCAGCCUGUCGCUCAGAAAGUCUGGCUUGUCGUCUGCUGUUCUGCCCCAAGGAUCUGGAAGCAGUGCGGCCGCUAAUGGAGGGAUGGUACCAGUUCGCACUGGCUUUGCAUGGGCAACACUGGGCACUUCAGAUGCUCUCUCCAGUAUGUACUUUGGCGAUCUGGACGAGACGACGCCAGGUCGCCCCAGCCACAACUGGAAGGGAGCGGAAUUGAUGAGCCUGCUGCGGAAAGCAACGCGUUCCCGGCGCGCAGGGAGCAUGCUGUUUGGCUCGGACUUGUUGCAUGACCAGAAAUGGAGCUCUGACGAAAGGGACAAUGAUGAUGAGUGGGACAGGUGGAGCCACCGGGACCUGGAGAGGGAGCGUGAGGGGCUUGAGCUGCUGCUUAAGAAGACAGAGGCACUACAAUUGUCUCAAAUGGAACAAGACAGGUCGAGGCUCAUACCGGUCGCAGAAAAGAUGGUCGACCUUGGGGCGUACAUCGCGGCCAAGGACAACGAGGGUCGGACAGCACUGCAUUUGGCUGCGGGCUGUGGAGACAGGGCUAUGGUGAUCAAGUUGGUGGACUUGGGUGCGGACAUCAACUGCAAGGACAGCGUUGGGGGCACACCGAUGCACCAUGCAGCGAUGGCCAACAAGAAGGAUAUGAUGUUCACCCUUGCUCGUCUGGGGUGCGACUGGCGGGCAAAGGCAGAGGGCAUCGACGGCGCAACAGCAGCCUACGUUCUGUGUGGGCAACAUGGGAAAACGACACGUCAACAGAAACUACUCGAGGCGAAAUUGAAACGAGUGUAUUUGGAAGGCGAACUGGCAAGAAAGGCAGGUAAGAAUCCAAUGGAUGUGGCACCCAAGGAGGAGCCUGAAGAAGACUUGGAGCUGAUCAGUGCAAUAGCCGAUGCCAACAUGGCAGCCUUGCUGGAGGAGGAGGCUGCGGAGGCUGCCAAGAAGGAAAAGAAAAGGGAAAAGAAGCGAAAACACAAGUCCAAGGUUGCCAAGUCAGCCGACAAGGGUGGCUCUGAAGCGGUGGAUGGGAACGGUGUGCUGAAGAAGGGGGCUGGCAGUUGUGGUGGCAAAGGUGGGAAGAGCGCCAAUGGCAUGUUGGAAGGAGGGCGAGGGGGUGGCCGUGAGCUGGCAGAGAAUGGCACUUAUACAGACAGCUACGAUCCGGACGAUUGUGAAGAUGGUGAUGAGAGCCAAGCAGCAAUUCGAGGCCUGCUGGAGGAGGCUGUCACCUGUGCGCAGACUGUCCUGGAAAUCGGCGCUGCCACACCAGAGGACACCCUGCACGACGUUCUGCAGAAGCUGGAUGCUGCCAUACAGCAGGCAACACAGGGCGACGUGUCUGCAAAGUACGCCAAAAAGGUGCGCAAGCGGCUGCAGGGGCUUGCUGACAAGGAGACAUCUCAGCAGGAAGCAGAGACUGAACCAUCUGAUUGUGGAGGGCCGUCGCCAGCCCCAGAAGCCUCUGACAACGUCAAGGAUGUCGAUGAAGAUGACAGUGGGUGGGCAUCCGCUCACCAUGGCUUAAAAGGCCGUCAUGCGGGGGGUCGGUUGGCCAAGCACGACAGUGGCAGGGGCUCUACCGACCAGGCUUCAUCCAGCUCCAAGGCUGAGACAGAUUGGCAGCAUGUUGGAAAUGGCCAUGGCAAGAAGACUGGCUCUGGUCCAGGGUCAACGUCAGGCAGCAGCGGCCGCAGCGUCAAGGUGGUUUCCCAGAGCAUUGGAAGGCAAGUUGGGCAGGCUAAGAGGUCUGGAGGAGGUGGAAAGAUCACAACCAUAAAGGUCAUAACAAGGACGAGCUCUGGCCGGUCAGCGACUCUGCUGGUGCAGCAGAAGAGCCCAAGGAUACCAAGCCAGCCCACGCCACCCUCAGCGCCAUCGGUAGCAUCCGUGUCAAAGGUCUGGAGUCAAGGAUCAAGGCACAAGGGCUAUGUGAUGUCAGACCCCGAAUUCCCACCCCUCCAGGCAACAGCGCAGGCUGCAAAGGGAGCACAGUCAUCGGGCACAGCAGACACAGACAGGGGGCACAAGAGCAGUGCAAGAAAACCACUGUUGGAGAGCCAGGGUGCACAGCCGAAGCAGCAGGAUGCAAGAAGAGGAGCGCCCAAGCAAUUGCCCAAACCACCCCCAGAGGUGGCUCCGUCCCAACAGUCUUCAGCUGCUGGCAAGGGGCCCAACAAUGGAAAGGCCACGCCAACAGUGUCGACCUUCAUGGGCCCUGCUGCGCCAACUUCGCCGGUUGGCAAUGGCCAGCUUCCUCCAGAAAGGUCAGCACCCUCAGAGGCAGCAGAAGGCCCUGUCAAGCAGUACGAACUGUUUGGUGAUCAGAGCAGGCUCACAGGGCCACCAGCCCUGUCGCCGUCGCUGUCCUCGACCCUUAACGGGCAGCCGGUCGUGAACAGGUGGCUGCAGAACGAGUCGCAGGCAUUCAGCAGCCCGCCCCACCUGCAGGAUGCGGGUGCUCUGCACAGCAACUCUGGUGUGGCCUAUCGGGCCCCUGAGUCGGCUUCACCAUCCCCAACUGAGUCUCGGUUCUCUGGACAGCUGCCUGCCACGCUGGACUCCCCCAUGCAUCCAGAUGGUGAGGAGUCCGCGCGAGCAGGGUUUGGGCUGCCGGUGUCUGCUGCAAUGUGGCAGAUGGGCCCUGCAGGGGGCCCAGUGACCCCAGCCAGGGGCAACAUGAGGGGCACAGCAAUAUCUGCUACCCCUCACGAACACCUGGCAGGUCCAAAGGGAGUGCCUAUGUCGCCCCAGUCGAUUUCCGACCUGCGCUCAUCCAGGGGACACCACCAGAAUGGAUUCUCCGAGUUCAGGACGCCAUCACAUGACCCCGCCAUGAUGCAAGGGCGAUACCAGGCCCGGAUGAUGCCGCAGCCAUUUGCUUCCCACGCACCUGCCAACAUGCAGCCUGGGCCCAUGGGACCCAGCUGUGGUGGCCACAUGAAUGGUCACGUCAUGUCAAUGGGACCCUUUGCCUGCAGCAGUGCACAGCUGCCUCAGCACCCAAGUUUUGGUCCCGUUGGGCCAGGGAUGAUGGCCGGGGUGCCACAGCAGAGGCCGUCAUCUGGUGUGCUGGGUUCUGAGGACUCGGAUGUGCAGAGGAGACUGUCACGGCACCUGUUGGGCGAGUUGGAGGCAGAAUUGGGCAUGUAG
Molecule: messenger RNA, 5001 nt
Organism: Ostreobium quekettii
Lineage: Eukaryota; Viridiplantae; Chlorophyta; Ulvophyceae; Bryopsidales; Ostreobiaceae
Source: the annotation of a GenBank genome assembly